AAAGCUAUGAACAAGCAAGGUUUCAAGACACUUAAGUUUAGGAGAUGGGGAAAGCGAAUCGGAAGCUCAACAACAGCUUCCGCGACGCUACGAAACUCAGAGGAAAGAAGAACGAUUGUGGCGUUUGCGUUCUCAUGUUGUGGAAAACCUCCUCGCGUUCUCCUGAAGCAGUUUGUUUGGAGGUUGAAAUCACGUUUAAGGUGGUCGCGGAAGAGUGGUAGUAAUAAUAUCCAGUGUAGAGAGAGACGCAGAGAGUAAACUAAGUUAAAAGCUAUGAGCAAACAAGGUUUGAAGAGACUUCAGUUUCAGAGAUUGGGAAAGCGAAUUGAAAGCUCAACGACGGCUUCAGCGAGGCUAGGAAAUUCAGAGGAAAGAACGAUCGUGGCGUUUGCGUGCUCAUGUUGUGGAAAACCUCCCCGCGUUCUCGUGGAACAGUUUAUUUGGAGGUUGAAAAAGCGUUUUCGGUGGUCGUGGAAGAGUGGUAGUAAUAAUAUUCAGAGUAGCUAUGAUCUCCGAAGCUAUCAUCUGAAUUUUGACAAGGGUUGGUCUCGUCAACGGUGAUUUUGAUCAAACCGAAAUUAUUAUUGUCUUUUGAGCCUUUUUAUUUUCAUUUUUUUGUAUAUAGUUAAAGUUCCAAUCUUAUAUAAAAUAACUUUUGAUAAA
This is a messenger RNA of Brassica napus (rape), 663 nucleotides long. RefSeq lists its product as uncharacterized. The record is from RefSeq and is a predicted model, not a curated record. NCBI's taxonomy places the organism in Eukaryota, Viridiplantae, Streptophyta, Magnoliopsida, Brassicales, Brassicaceae. The transcript is spliced from 2 exons. The coding region runs from base 274 to 561 and encodes 95 amino acids.